This is a messenger RNA of Suillus fuscotomentosus, 1557 nucleotides long. RefSeq lists its product as uncharacterized. NCBI's taxonomy places the organism in Eukaryota, Fungi, Basidiomycota, Agaricomycetes, Boletales, Suillaceae. The record is from RefSeq and is a predicted model, not a curated record. The transcript has 3 exons. The coding region runs from base 1 to 1557 and encodes 518 amino acids.
AUGUCAAUUCUGGUCAACGAUGUCCCUACUUUGAACAGAAUGACAACCAUUGAACUCAACCGCCUAGUGACAACUGAACCUCAAUCUCUGGCAAAUGGCUCGUUAGGCCACCUACUCCCUCUGAUCUUCAAGCCUUUCACAGCCAAUGUUCCCCAAGCACACACACUUAGAAUCAAACUCAGCAAAAUCCUUCAUCACGACACACAGAUCAACACUAUAUUCAGUCAAAACUCCCCAGACGAUAUCGUUCCAUUGUAUGAUAGCCAAGCUGGAUUUUGGAACUGGGCACUUCCAAUGACACCUCCUCAGUCAUCUGUCAAUUCAAACGAUACUCUUCCUCCUCAGCUGGGUGUCGAGAAAUUUACCCAUGAAGAGAUAUUUUCAUCAUUCCUUAACGCUCUUGAUACUGUGAUGGCUGAAUCAGAAGACAAGCUGAUCACACUGUCUGCAACUCGCACAUGGAGUGCCAGCAACUCCACUGUUGCAGUGUCCGGUAGCGAUAUCAAGCGCAAGCCUGAUCUUGUGCUAUCUGAUGAUAUCAAGCCCAAGUGGGGCAAUAUUUGCUACAAGCCUGCACAGCGGAUUGUGAAGGCUGCAGAUACCCAGGCAUAUCUACUACUCAGCAAUCAGCCUUGGAGGCGCUUUGCACUCAUCCUAUCAUUUACACACCAAUAUCGCGAACUCAGGGUCUUGUUGUACGACCAUGCCGGUGGCGUUGUGACCCCUCACAUCAAAAUUCAUCAAAAUCCAGAUGCAUUCGCCCAGAUUAUUGCUGCUGUUGUCUUUGGCAGCCCAGAAUGUAUUGGAUACGAUAGUACGGUUGCCUUCUGGAAAAAUGUCCCGCUCCCCCCACCCCUAGCCACUCGGAGUAUCACCUUUCCUGCCGAUCCUGAUAGCGAGUCUCUCGCUGCAUUGCUUGAGGAUCCCCAGGAGCUACCCCUUGACAAUGAGGCCGGGUCAAUACACUCUUCUUCUGAUGCCCUCGAGCCGAUGCCCCCUGCUGAUGACACCCUCGAGCUAAUGUCCAAUGACAAUCUCGAGUCUCUCGAAGAUCUGAUAGAAGAGCCUCUUGUCCCCCCUCCUUCCCCUCCUGUCCCUCCUCCUACCUCGUAUCUCCUCCCUCAACCCCUUGCAGUCACUAGUGUUCCUUUGUUGGGCCUUGCAUCUCGGCCUCUGCAGUGGGCUGAUACCGCCUGUAGCUCUACCCCUCAUCCUUCCCAUUUUCCCCACACCCCUCAAUCGCCUGCAGAACCCUGUGGCCAAAUCCGCGUUAAUAACAAGAUCUACACUAUCCUGAAGAUCCUCUUUACCACCAAGGGCCUCGUUGGUCGCGGGACCGUCUGCUAUCUGGUCAGUUUGGACGAAGAAGAAUACAUCAUUAAAGACCACUGGGUUCAGGGUGGUGAGGAGAAAGUUUUGAAUGAGAUUAACAUGUUAAAAGCGAUGAGUGGCAUCCCUGGUGUUCCUGAGCUAGUAGACUACUGGAAGGUCAAAAGGUCAGAUGACGUCAUUGACCAGACACGGCAUUAUUGUCACGCGGAAAACCCGAGUAUCUGA